AUGGGACACUGUUUUGAUGGGGGAGCAAAUGAAUUCCGAAAAGUUCUAUGCAAGUACGCCGUGGAACGUGGAUUCCAAUUCAAGUAUGUUAAAAAUGAUUCGGUUCGAAUUACUGCUGUGUGCAAGUUUGCAGGGCAGACAUGGUGUAUGUGGUCAGUUCACGCGAGGAUGUUACCAUCAACGGGGGUGUUAUGCAUUAAGAGGUUCGAUAGUGUGCACUCGUGUGGUGCUGCUAUGCGAACUUAUAGGAACCCGCGUACGAGUUUUGAUUUGGUGUCUACUGUUGUUGCGGAUCGGGUGCACGAUCAACCAUUGACCCGUCCUACAGAUGUGGUGUUCGAUCUGAGAAAUGAAUAUGGAUUGGAGAUUAGUUACCGUGUGGCAUGGUUGGGUGUUGAGAAAGCGAGGAGUGAAGUGUAUGGGGAUCAUGCUAUGUCGUUUGACCAACUUAGGUGGUAUAGUGUUUCCGGGAGAUUCAAAGGUAAUUUGCUUGCCGCUACCGCGAAAGACGACAAUCAAGGAUUAUUUCCUGUGGCAUUUGCUGCUGUUGAUUCCGAGAAUGCAGCCAAUUGGGAAUGGUUUCUAUGGAAUUUGAAACAAGUUGUCAAUGGUGGCCAAACAUUAAUGUUCAUAUCUGACCGUCACAUUGGACUGUUGCAGUGUUUGCCAAACGUAUUUCCGUCGACACAUCAUGCAUAUUGUUUGGUGCAUCUCCAAAUGAAUUUACGUGACCGCAUGAAAUAUGUUAAUACAUCACAGAAGUUUGGGUUGAUGCGCAAGUUGCUUGAAUGCGCGUACGCGCCCACUGUUAAUUGUUUCAAUGAGAAGAUAGAAGUACUCAAGAAGUGUAGCCCGACUGUGAUUGAAGGUUUUAUCAAGGACUUGGACCCCAAACAUUGGUCUAACGCGUAUUUCAAGUAA
This is a messenger RNA of Camellia sinensis, 921 nucleotides long. NCBI's taxonomy places the organism in Eukaryota, Viridiplantae, Streptophyta, Magnoliopsida, Ericales, Theaceae. The record is from RefSeq and is a predicted model, not a curated record.